AUGUGCCCAUUACUUCAAGAGGAUGACCAGCAUGUGGAUGCUGUCAAUGGGUUCCUAAGUCCUCCACAAAGAGAGUAUGAUCCUUUCUCAAAUACAUAUAAUCCAGGAUGGCGAAACCACCCAAAUUUUUGCUAUAAACAACAAAAUUUUCAAAGCUAUCAGCCUAAACAAUUUCAACAGCAAACAUCUUCAUCUAAUUCAGCAAUGUCAAUGAACAAAUUGAAAAAUCAAGGUAAACUACCCUCUCAGACAAUAGUGAACCCUAAGCAGAAUGUAAGUGCCGCUAUACUCAGAAGUGGAAAAGAACUGCAGGACAAUCCUCGUCAGGUAAGUCGCAGGCAUGACAAUCCUCGUCAGGUAAGUCGUGGGCACAAUCAUAGUACAGAUCUGGAAACUGAGAUGACCAUACCUGAACAAGACAAAUCAGCUUCAGCAUCUGAGCAAUCUGAACCUCUGAUCAUUAAACCUCCUUUUCCUCAGAGAUUAGCCAGGUUCAAACAAGAGAAAGAAGAAAAGGAGAUCCUUGAGACACUUCGUAAGGUAAAAGUCAAUAUACCUUUACUUGAUGCAAUUAAACAGGUACCUCGCUAUGCGAAGCUCUUAAAGGAAUUAUGCACAAAUAAAAGAAAGCUGGUAGGCUACCAAAAGAUUUAUAUGGAUGAAAAGUGUGAUUUAGGUGUAUCAAUAAAUAUUAUGAUGCCUUUAUUAGUUUUUCAAUCUUUGAAUGUUGGUCCAUUAAAAGAAACGGGUGUGGUGAUUCAAUUGGUUGACCGCGCUAUUGUUUAUCCUGAUGGGGUGUUAGAGGAUGUUUUAGUACAAGUAGAUAAUUUAAUAUUUCCUGCUGAUUUUUAUGUGAUCCCUAUGGAGGACAAUAAAUUCUCAAAUUUUUCUGAUAUUUUGCUAGAGAUACUCUUUUUAUCUACUGCUAGAACGAAUAUAAAUAUUUAUGAUAGCACUCUCACCAUGGAGUUUGAUGGGGAAGUCAUUGAAUUUAAUGUUUAUGAUGAUGUGAAACACCCCAAUAAUAUUUCUAGUGUAUAUAGAGUGGAUACCAGUAAACUUCUAGUUCAACAAGUGCUUAAAUUGGAAUAUGGAGAUGAGUUGAAUACUAAAUUUUGUGAGAAUUUUGGAAAAUCCAGCUCAAUAAAUAUAAAGAAAAAUUUUGAUUGUUUAAAACAAGGAAUAAAAGUGGAGCAUGAAUCAUUGCCCGGUCAACCACUUCCAUUCAUAAAUGAGAAUUGCACUUCAUACAAUUUGAAAUUACCAUUCCAACAAAUAUUUCUUAAGCCAUUUUAUAAAGGAGAUCACUUUCAGUAA
Molecule: messenger RNA, 1317 nt
Organism: Manihot esculenta (cassava)
Lineage: Eukaryota; Viridiplantae; Streptophyta; Magnoliopsida; Malpighiales; Euphorbiaceae
Exons: 4
Coding region: 1-1317 (438 amino acids)
Source: RefSeq, a predicted model, not a curated record